UUUGGCCCAACACCAAUUCCAAAUAACCUAGCUCACCUUUGCUUCUUUCCAAACCUCUCUCUUUAAUCCUAAUCCUCAAUCAAACUUCUCCCUAACAUCUAAUUACACAUUCCUUAAUUUCACAAAACCCCUCUUUUUCUUCUCUAUUUGUUUCCAAUUUAAUAGAGAUGAAGAAGAGGCAAGUGGUCUACAAGAGAGGAGGCGAUCACCACAACUCCAGCAACUCUCCGAACUCGUCUUACGCGGUGAGGGUGGUGAGGUACGCCGAGUGCCAGAAGAACCACGCGGCCAACGUGGGGGGAUACGCGGUGGACGGAUGCAGGGAGUUCAUGCCGUGUGGGGAGGAAGGGUCCGGAGGGGCCCUCACGUGCGCGGCCUGUGGCUGCCACCGCAACUUCCACCGCCGGGAGGUUGAGGGGGAGGUGGCCGCCUGCGACGGCUCCUCCUCCCCGACCUCCUCCACCAACAUGUAGUGAGAUCAAUAAGGUAAGAGGGUGUGGGACUGUGGUGAGGUGUCUUGUUUUUGUGAGUGUGUGUUUGUGUGUGUUUGUGAUGAGGUUUGGUGAAGGAGUGCAUCAGGUUAAUGCAAUGGAGGAAAAACAAAAGUUAGGCCUUUUGUUUUGUUCUUUCUUUUUUUUUGGGGGGGGGGGGGGUUCUUUUUUGGAUUUUUUUUGGUUUUGUAGGUAGAUAUGAGUGUUGGAUCUUGGUGUACUUGUUUCUGUUUUGGUUUGAUUCAUAUAUAUAUAUAUAUAUGAAGAGAUGUAAAUUCCUAUUGAUGGUUUGUGUUUUUUUUUUGGGUUUUGUGUGUGUUUGUAUUAGUGCAAUUGAUGUCUAUUGUUUUUACUUAUAUGCAUGUAAAACAUGCUGCGGUAAA
Molecule: messenger RNA, 874 nt
Organism: Salvia splendens (bonfire salvia)
Lineage: Eukaryota; Viridiplantae; Streptophyta; Magnoliopsida; Lamiales; Lamiaceae
Product: mini zinc finger protein 2
Exons: 1
Coding region: 168-473 (101 amino acids)
Biological process (GO): regulation of DNA-templated transcription; regulation of developmental process
Cellular component (GO): nucleus
Molecular function (GO): transcription cis-regulatory region binding; DNA-binding transcription factor activity
Source: RefSeq, a predicted model, not a curated record